Molecule: messenger RNA, 611 nt
Organism: Aspergillus nomiae NRRL 13137
Lineage: Eukaryota; Fungi; Ascomycota; Eurotiomycetes; Eurotiales; Aspergillaceae
Product: Vps55 family protein
Exons: 3
Biological process (GO): late endosome to vacuole transport via multivesicular body sorting pathway
Cellular component (GO): Vps55/Vps68 complex; endosome
Source: RefSeq, a predicted model, not a curated record
GGUCAUUCCGACUACUUGGGUACUCGAUUAACGUCUCCAUGCUGAAGGAGCGUUGCCUUCAAAUCAAGCUCCACUAACCUCCCUGAGACUAUACCAGCUCAAGCUCCGUUUGCGCUACCCAAAUACCAUUAUAUCGGCUUUCAGUGUCUGGACCUAGACGGUCCUGUUACUCCGCAUCAUGACGGCCGGCCUUAAGACAAUUAUCGCACUGUCGUUCGUCCUCGCCAUUGGCUUCCUACUCGUCAUUCUUUCCUCAGCUCUUUGGCACAACUUCUUACCGUUGAUUGUCGUUGCGACUUACGUUGUUGCUCCCCUACCCAACUGGAUCUGCUCACGAUGUGCGAACCCAGAUGAUUUUAUGGACAGCUCGGGAAAUGCUGCAGCUGAUUUUGGGCGUUUCUUAACGGGUUUCCUAGUCUUGAUGGGCAUUGCGCUCCCAGCUGUACUUGCGCAUAGCGGCGCAAUCCAGGUCCCGGCGAUGAUCAUGUCGAUCCUAGGUGGUCUCUUGAUUUACGGAACAAUUAUUAGUUUCUCUAUGUUCUUCAAGGAGCAGGAAGAGUUUUGAGUCACCAUGGGUAUCAACUAGUUCGGGUGAAAUCACAUAGGUGCGC